GUUAGGUUUCGAGCAGGAAGCCAGGGGAUUAGGGGCUGGAUUUGGUCUUGCCAUGCUUUCUUCCUGCGUGCGUGCGUGCCCGUGUGUGGUGCUUGAGAGGCAGUGCGUGUCAUAGUUUACACCCUUUACUCCCUGCCCCUGGCCCUGGGGUACCCUUGGAUUUAUCGUCUCGCCCUGACCUCCUCUUCCAGGUGACUCGACUGGACAAGUUUAUUGGGGUGCAGAGGCUUCUUCCUUAAUUUACAGGCCUGGUUACUGAGCCAGUUCUCAGCCCAGGUGCCCAGACGCUCAAUCUCCGGCUCUUGGUUCUGGGUGCCUUUUGAAAAGGCUGGAAACCCCUCAGUAAUAAGAUCAGUAAGGCUCACUUACCCCACCUCAGAAAAUAAGCCCAGAAAUGUGACUUCAGUGCUGCGGACUCCAGAAAUAAUGCUUAAAAUAAAUUCUAAGUAAUCCUUUAAAAGGAUGCCUUUUCCAGUUCGUAUCAUGUUAGGAAUAGCAUAGUUUUCAUUUUAUAAUUGCCUUAUUAAAUCGAGUGAAUCAUCAGUUCACUUCUUUGUCCUCUAAUAUCUGAGAGUAGUCGCAGUCUGAAAGGCGGUGUGAUGAUGAAGUAUAAAAUGGUGUUACGUUUUCUAAGAGCCUCAAGGAACAUCUGGAGUGCUGUUAGACCCUUAAGCUAUUUAAACAAUGAAUAUUUCCCAGCUGUUUUGUGGUUUGUUACAGGAAUUUGUUUCUGAUCAUCUGAAGUCUCGACAUGUUGUCAGACUGCUUAGGAAAUUUUCUAAAAGUUGCAAGCACUCAUCUUCUAUAUUCAAGGUUAUGCCAGCAGUUCAUAAAUAAAAGGUUUUUUGGAACUGUGCCAACAUCCGGAUUGCACAGGAGGGUUGUCGUUACAGGGAUUGGCUUAGUGACUCCCCUCGGUGUUGGAACUCAGAUAGUAUGGGAUCGUCUUCUCCAGGGAGAAAGUGGAAUUGUUUCACUGGUUGGCGAAGCGUAUAAAGCUAUCCCUUGCAGUGUUGCCGCGUAUGUGCCAAGAGGUUUUGAUGAAGGUCAGUUCAAUGAACAAAGCUUUGUGUCCAAGUCGGAUGUCAAGUCCAUGUCUUCUCCCACCGUCAUGGCCAUUGGGGCAGCAGAAUUAGCCCUGAAAGAUUCCGGCUGGCAUCCUGAGUCAGAAGCCGAUCAAGUGACUACUGGUGUCGCCAUUGGGAUGGGAAUGAUUCCCCUCGAAGUUGUUUCUGAAACUGCUCUGAUGUUUCAGACAAAGGGAUACAAUAAAGUGAGUCCAUUUUUUGUCCCUAAGAUCCUGAUUAAUAUGGCAGCAGGCCAGGUCAGUAUCCGACAUAAAUUCAAGGGCCCUAAUCAUGCAGUUUCCACAGCCUGUACUACAGGAGCUCAUGCUGUGGGAGACUCUUUCAGAUUUAUAGCGCAUGGUGAUGCUGAUGUCAUGGUGGCUGGAGGUACAGAUUCUUGCAUUAGUCCUUUAUCUCUCGCUGGGUUUUCUAGAGCCCGUGCUCUAAGCACAAACCCAGAUCCUAAGGUGGCUUGUCGGCCGUUUCAUCCCAAGAGGGAUGGUUUUGUAAUGGGAGAAGGUGCAGCUGUGCUGGUGCUGGAAGAAUAUGAACAUGCUGUUAAAAGAAGGGCCCGGAUCUAUGCGGAAGUUCUGGGCUAUGGACUCUCAGGUGACGCUGGUCACAUAACGGCCCCUGAUUCUGAAGGAGAAGGUGCCUUAAGAUGUAUGGCUGCUGCUAUAAAAGAUGCAGGUGUACAACCGGAAGAGAUAACCUAUGUCAACGCACAUGCGACUUCUACACCAUUGGGAGAUGCUGCAGAAAACAAAGCUAUCAAGCAUCUCUUCAAAGACCAUGCGUAUGCCCUUGCAGUUUCCUCGACAAAGGGAGCCACAGGACAUCUGCUGGGUGCUGCAGGCGUAGUCGAGGCAGCUUUUACUGCACUGGCUUGUUACUAUCGAAAACUGCCGCCAACUUUAAACCUGGAUUGUACAGAACCAGAAUUUGAUCUCAAUUAUGUUCCUUUAAAGGCACAAGAAUGGAAAACUGAUAAAAGGUAUAUUGGACUCACCAAUUCCUUUGGUUUUGGUGGUACAAAUGCAACACUUUGUAUUGCUGGCAUGUAGGAGAAGUAUGUAUGUAUGUAAUUAAAUAUUGGUUUUUUAAAUGU
This is a messenger RNA of Octodon degus (degu), 2175 nucleotides long. RefSeq names its product 3-oxoacyl-ACP synthase, mitochondrial (gene Oxsm). Gene Ontology annotation, biological process: fatty acid biosynthetic process. Gene Ontology annotation, molecular function: 3-oxoacyl-[acyl-carrier-protein] synthase activity. The record is from RefSeq and is a predicted model, not a curated record. NCBI's taxonomy places the organism in Eukaryota, Metazoa, Chordata, Mammalia, Rodentia, Octodontidae. The coding region runs from base 752 to 2131 and encodes 459 amino acids. The transcript is spliced from 2 exons.